This is a messenger RNA of Fopius arisanus, 2218 nucleotides long. RefSeq names its product Riboflavin transporter (gene Rift). The record is from RefSeq and is a predicted model, not a curated record. Gene Ontology annotation, cellular component: plasma membrane. The transcript has 2 exons. Bases 573 to 1886 code for a protein of 437 amino acids. Gene Ontology annotation, molecular function: riboflavin transmembrane transporter activity. Lineage: Eukaryota; Metazoa; Arthropoda; Insecta; Hymenoptera; Braconidae. Gene Ontology annotation, biological process: riboflavin transport.
GCAGUCGACUUGUUACCGACAGUACGUCGAACUGAUAAAAUCAAUCGCUGCCAGCAAAUACCUCAACAAUGUCCUAAAAUUCGGUAAUUUCGGCUCCAAAAAAUAAAUUGGCAAACUCCCCCUCAAAACAACCCCCAAAAAAUCCCUCCACCCAAGUACUUAAAUCAACAAUUAAACAAAAUAAAAAACAGUGAUGCAGUGAUAAAAUCCUUUCAACUCGUGACUUCAAAGUGCUGAUGUAACUUCCAGAAAAAUCCUUAAAUCAUCAAAAAUAAUUAUAACAGACAGAAAAACAUUCCCAAAACGUGACAUGACAGUUGCAACAAUUCAUGCAAACUAACAACCUCAGCAAUUAAUUGAAAAUUCAAUUAUUGGAGGUUAGACUAUCAAGAGUUCCAUUGGAGAUUGUUGGAGACUGUUGGAGACUGUUGGUGACUCUGAUGGACUUGAGUCGAGAAAAAAUAUUUAUAAUUUAUUUUAUUUGAUUCCUCGAUGUCUGAGGAUUGAUCUGGAUGCUGUAGUUAAUUAGGAUUAUUAAUUUUCUGGAGGAAGACGAUCGUCUUGAAGUAAAGAUGAGUAAUAUACUAGUUCAACGUCUCAGCAAUCGAAAAUUGCUGGUGGAUUUGCUGGCAGUGAUGUUUGGAAUUGGCGCCUGGAUCGGUGUCAAUGGUAUUUAUGUACAACUGCCAUUAUUAGUUAAUACAGCACCUGAAAAAUGGAGUUUACCUGCUCACAUGGUGAUGCUGGUACAAGUGGCUAAUCUGGGUCCUAUCCUCUACACAGUGUUCAUCAAUUCCAGAUUCUCAUCCUGGACCCGAGACAACUACAUAAUUUACGGUCUCCUGGGUACAGCAACAGUUGCAAUUUACCUGAUGUCCCUGACAUACAAAGAGACAACAAUAAUCUUCAACUCAGAGCACUCGACAGCUCUCCUGUGCCUGAUGUUCCUGACAGCAGUGGUAGGCUGCACAUCGUCAGUCCUAUUCAUGCCUUACAUGCGAAAUUACCGAGAGAUCUAUUUAGUUUCUUACUUAGUGGGCGAAGGUCUGAGUGGUUUUAUCCCAAGUGCAGUAGCCCUGAUCCAAGGAGUGGGUGGCAAUCCAGAGUGUCGAAACACAACGCAAAAGGACUCCCCACACCACACAUUCGAGCCAUUCUACCCAGAGCCAAGACUGUCCCUCGAGUUGUUCUUCGUCUUCGUGGGAACGAUGCUGGCAAUUAGUCUGGUGUCCUUCAUUGGUCUCAACAGGCUUCCAGUGGCGCGUGGUGAAAUUGUAAAACCUCCAGGAAGUACAGAGACACUGCCAACGGAUACCAAUGCACCUCCAAGCUACAAGACAACUGCUGGGUGGGCAAUGUCCAGGAGGACUUACUGCUAUCUCCUGACCAUUAUGGCAGUUUUAUGCUUUCUGGGGCAUGCAACACUCCCUGGAAUUCAGUCGUACUCUUGUCUGCCUUAUGGAAAUGUUGCGUAUCAUUUGACUGUCACUCUGGCCUCGAUGGCCACUCCGUUAUCGAUGGCCAUUGGCUUCAUUCAGAGGAAACCCCUGUCUCUCAAGACCCUCACCAUUCUCACUGGAGGCAUUUUAAUUCUCUCGUCGAUGGUGCUGUAUGUUGCUCUGCAAUCCCCUUCACCACCUUUGCAGAAAUCCUGGAGUGGAGAGUACUUGAUUGUUAUCCUCUGGAUACUCGUCAAUGGACUCAUUGGAUUCGUCAAGAUGGCCAUUACCACCAUCUUCAGGCCUGAUCCUGGAAGGGGACUCUAUUACAUUGGAGUCGCCACUCAAGUUGGAUCACUUGUUGGAGCUGUUAUGACUUUUGGAUUGGUUAAUUAUGCUGGUGUUUUCAAGUCCUAUUCACCCUGUGACGCGUUGAUUAAGCAUUAGAAAUUCAUUUUAUCGUCGAAGUGGUGAUUUUUGGGGGUACUGCCAGGAGAAGUUCAGAAUUCAAGGAGUGACGGAUAAAUGAGUCAAGAUUAUGUGGUAAAUAUCUUCGAUACCACAGCAUUUUUUUGUGAUUUUUAGAAAUGAUUGUUUUUUGAAAAAUCAGUGGCAACGAGAGAUCUAAUUUGUGAUGGAUGUACAUUUUUUUUCAUUUUAAUCACCGAAUGAAUUUGUAAGUAGACAAUUGAAAUUGUAUCGGCGCAAUCUUGAAAAACUGGCGUAUGUUGUUGUUUUAGGAAAUUUUAUAAAUAAAAAAUUGUAAUUAUUUGUUAAAA